Messenger RNA from Salarias fasciatus (jewelled blenny), 3247 nucleotides. It is a transcript of the gene mcama, whose product is annotated as melanoma cell adhesion molecule a. The transcript is spliced from 15 exons. Gene Ontology annotation, cellular component: plasma membrane. The record is from RefSeq and is a predicted model, not a curated record. The coding region runs from base 15 to 1877 and encodes 620 amino acids. NCBI's taxonomy places the organism in Eukaryota, Metazoa, Chordata, Actinopteri, Blenniiformes, Blenniidae. Gene Ontology annotation, molecular function: laminin receptor activity.
GGAUAGGAGCAGACAUGUCUUCUCUCGCGCACGGAGCGCUUCCCCUGCUGUUUCUCUGCGUCUCCCUGUUCGGCUGCUGCGUGCGGGCCAAGGUGGAGCUGAACAUGCAUGAGAGUGUGGAGGUGUACCUGGGCGACUCGGCGGAGAUCCCCUGCCAGUACAGCUUCACCGACACCGACAGCAAGCCCAGCUUCGUCAUAAUCCAGUGGUUUGUGAGAGGUGAGCAGAACGCCUCCCGGACGCGGAUCUUCUACGGCGACGGCGGUCAGCAGAUGGUGGACGGAGCCACGGACUACAGCGGCCGCAUCGAGGUGACGUCCGACCAGCGCGGCACCCGGCUGCUGGUCCGGGACGUCCGGCUGUCCGACGAGAGGGAGUUCUUCUGCCAGGUCAACGGGCUGUCCGCCGGGAACUCCGAGGGCAGGACCCACCUCCGGGUGUUCGCCGCUCCGCAGGCGCCGGUGAUCGAGGGCGUCGCCUCAGGGAUAUCGGUGACCAAUGAGAUGCCGUCAAAGGUCGCCUCGUGUGAGGCUCGAAACGGCUUCCCCAAGCCCAACAUCACCUGGUACAGGAACAGCCAGCCGCUGGCGUCGGCGCCGGGACAGGUGAACGUGUUGAUCCUGGUCACCCGAGAGUCCAGCGGGUUCUUCUCCGUCCAGAGCACUCUGGAGUACAGGGUGGCCAAAGAAGACAAAGACGCCCAUUUCUCCUGCGAGGUCAGCUUCUUCGUGCCCCGAGCCAUCAGGACCAUCGAGUCCCACAGCGUCAACGUCACCGUUCACUACCCCACCACCAUGGUGGAGUUGUGGAAGGAGUCCCCCCAGGGUCUGGUCAAAGAGGGGGACAUGGUGGAGCUGCGUUGCCAGGGCGACGGCAGCCCCCCGCCGCCCUUCAUCUUCACCAGAGAACAAGAGCCCAGCGUGACCCUGGAGAGCCGCGGCGACGUCCUGAUCCUGCCGGCGGUGUCCCGGAAAGACAGCGGCAUCUACCAGUGCCGCCCGCUGGACUCGGACGGACAGCCGGACGUGAAGGGAGAAGUGCAGCUGACCGUGCACUACCUGGACCCGGCCGUGGUGGUGCCCCGAGACUCCGAGGUCAUGCAGAAAGGAGAGGAUCUGACCGCCACCUGCAACGCCCUGUCCUCCCUGAAGACGUCCACGGUGUGGCUGAAGGACGGCGAGCAGGUGGGUCAGGGCAACACGCUGCACCUGCACGACGCCUCCUACGACACCAGCGGCGAGUACGAGUGCGAGGUGAGCGUGCCGUCGCUGCCCGCCCUGCGCACCAGCGGCGCCGUCCACAUCAUCGUCCAGGGGGGGCCGCAGCUGGUGGGCCCCGAGGACGAGGUGCAGCUGGAGGAGGCCACCGGCAGGAUGGUCAACCUGAGCUGCGAGGCUCUGGGCCAUCCCCUGCCCAGCAUCUCCUGGAACAUCGUGGGCAGCCAGAACUGGUACGAGGUGGUGAGCAGGGCCAGCGAGCGCAUGGCUCACAGCGUGGUGUCGGUCAGGGUGACGGCGGACGUCAGCGCGCUCUGCAACGCCUCCAACAGCAUGGGCGCCGAAGUCAAGGCCUUCAGCAUCAAAGCCAUUCCCAGAGUCACCACUCCCGCUCCCUUCUCUCCUGCUGAGGGCAGUGGGGUGAUCAUCGUGGUCAUCAUCCUGUGCCUGCUGCUGCUCGCCUUCCUCGGCAGCGUCGUCUACUUCCUGCACAAGAAGGGAAAGAUCCCCUGCGGACGCUCCGGGAAGCAGGAGAUCAGCACCAAAGAGAAGAGCGCCAAAGACGACAUCGUGGUGGAGAUGAAGAGCGGCGGCCAGAAGGAGGAGGCCGUGCUGCUGAAGGCCGUCAACGGAGACCAGAAGGCCUCCAGCGACCAGUGAAGAAGCCCACCCUCCUCUUCCUCCUCUCCUCCAGCAGGACGCAUGAAGCCAGCAGUCAGCUCACUGAUCUGAGAGCUGCAGGGGGUCCUGGACUCCCCCAGCAGUAUUCACCAGUUUAAACACACACACACACACACACACACACACACACACACUGUACAGACGUGUAUCUCGCAUUGAGUGAAUGUUCCUCUUGGUUUUGUUCCCGUCGGUCAGCGAGGCACGGCGGCCCUCAUUCCUUCUUUUGGUUUUUUUUUUCCAAAUGAAAGUGUAAAUAUUAUAUAUAUUUUGUUAUUUAAGAUAUUCUGGCACUCAGAUGUUCGUUUGGUGGUGACCGGUGUUCAGGACGGGAAGAGGCUCGGUGUGAACGCCGUCUCCGCCUCCUGCCACCUGCUGUGUGGCUCGGUGCCGGUCCCGACCGGUCCCGACCGGUCCCGACCGGUCCCGACCGGUCCCGACCGGUCCCGAACCGGCUCGGCGUUCUGCUGUGCCCGUUUGUUUUCUGUGAGAAUGCAUCAUACACUGAAUUUGAUUUUACUGGUUUUUUUGCUGUUUUCUGUUUCUACUGUUCCUCCUGAAGCGUCCCAGUGUUUCCACUCGUUAGAACAAAAAGACUUGUUCAUGUUUGAGGUUCUUUCUAUUUUUAAAAAUAAAUGCAGCGAGGACUUCAACUUCCAAAACACCUAAGAAAAGAAGAAGGCUUCAUCCUUAUAUUCUCAUCAACAGCUACAUUAGACAAAAAAAUUACACAUUCAGAAAUUCCAAAUGUUUUUUUUUUCCUUUUCUUUGUUGUAAAUAAAAGUUUCCCAUGUCUUAAAAUGUUUUUGAGAGAAACCUUCAGGGUGAAAGUCUUAAUCUGUUUUGGGACUGAAGUCUUUGUGAGACGCCUGAAACAUUUAAUAUUGUAUCGUCAGCGUAUCACUGCUUUUCCACAACCUGCGCCUCAGUUUUACUGCAUUUCCACUGAUUCUGUCCAGCUCCUCGCUGCCGUUUCUUCAGACCGAUCAGGCCAAAGGGACACUGGGACGCUGCGUUCAGGGCCACUCUGUGAAUAUUGUUGACUGCGACGUUGCCCCGAUGACUUGCAGCGUGAACGUGGCAGCCAGUGGUUUGGUUUUUCCUUCCUCAGGAGUACUGUUGAGGUUUUGAGGUCAGGUCGGACUCCGUCAUGAACCUGCUCCAUGCUGGGCGCCAUUUUCCUCCCAGACUGUGAGAAGGCGGCUCCAAACACUGCUGUUACGUUCGGUUCUUUUCUAAAUGUGUGUAAAUUAAGUCCUGUACAUGUGAUUCUUGAAUGCUUGCAUUUUUUUUUUUUAUAUAUUUUUUGCAAGAAAAUAAUGCCAAAUAAAAAAAGAGAAAAAAAAAAGUUU